AUGAUAAAAACUGGGGUCACAUGUGACCUAUUCCCAAAUAGCCGUAGGUCUUGGGGCCGAGUAGGCUCUCUGCGCGGCAGGGUGCAGGGUCAGAUUCGCCGUAGGUCUUGGGGCCGAGUAGGCUCUCUGCUCCCAUCUCUCAGGACUUAUCGUCCGGAGCCUGCGGAGAGCCACCUCGAAAACAAUAACACAAACAAAAGGAUGAACUCGUUUCACAAUCAAUUUCCAUCAACACCUACAAGCACCUCACAUCUUUCGAUGGUUUUAUCAUUUUCGGGGGGGAAUGGAAGAUCGUGGAAUAGAUGCCACGAUCUGAUGCCAGUUAUGUAUUUCAGCAAGCCCACACUGCGAAAUCCCAUAACAGGUCUUGACUUAAAGGUAUUCUCUAAGGUUGAUUGUGUCCAACUUCCACACAAUAAUUAUAGAACGAAGGGAAAGAAGGAAGGGAAAUUGAUCUGCGUCGUUAUCUCCAGAGGUCACCCGUUUAACCGCAAUGUCACAAUCAAGUAUUGGCGGAAUAGACUAUGA
This is a messenger RNA of Melampsora larici-populina 98AG31, 528 nucleotides long. RefSeq lists its product as uncharacterized. NCBI's taxonomy places the organism in Eukaryota, Fungi, Basidiomycota, Pucciniomycetes, Pucciniales, Melampsoraceae. The transcript is spliced from 12 exons. The record is from RefSeq and is a predicted model, not a curated record. The coding region runs from base 1 to 528 and encodes 175 amino acids.